CGGGCGAAGAGUUUGAUUUUGAAAAAGUGGAACUCAUUAGAGGACAGACACCCCAUGAUAUCAAAGAGCGGUGUUUGCAGUUAUGUAGAGAUUAUUUGGCACACAAUUGGAUCCAACAAACCGUUGACUCAAUACAAGUCCGAAGAAUUACUGGGGUUAUACUAUUGUGGAGUCAAUGAGCCCUCACUUACAUCCACUGCACCUCAAGAGGUGGCCAUCAGAUUGUAUGGCAAUAAAUGGUAUAACAAUCUGAAUAGUGAUGGAAAUGAGAGAUCGAAAGAUAGGAGAAGUGAACGCCUGAGUGAUGUCAUCACAUCUGUGAUGCUAUCGGAGACACAAUUGGGACCAAAAAUAUACGGACUCUUCGAAGACGGACAGAUCCUACACUACUAUCAGCACCGACAGUUCAAACUCGAGGAGCAAAACAACCCAAAACUGGUUGAGGAACUGUUCCGAAAGAUC
Molecule: messenger RNA, 462 nt
Organism: Oppiella nova
Lineage: Eukaryota; Metazoa; Arthropoda; Arachnida; Sarcoptiformes; Oppiidae
Source: the annotation of a GenBank genome assembly